GCUGUAUCUUAUGAAAAUUCAAAAAUCUUGGACAACAAUAAUUCUAGAUUAAUUUAACAGUAAUAGGACCACCCACUAGUAAGUAAAUUAUUUCACAAUGAUAACUCGCCGUUACCGUGCGAACACAGCAAGGUUACCUGUGGGUACCUGGUAACAGGAAUCCAUCCUGGGGUCAGAAAAAGGAUUAACACAAGGCAAGAACGAGGAAAAGAUGGCGAACUGCUGUAGUGAAUCAGCGGUAGACGAUGCACGCCCCAAACUCUCACGACCAGCCUCCUCUGUUUCUUAGAAUUUCACCAGGAGACGAGCCAAUCGGACAGUGAGAUUUAGCUCCAUUCAAGCAGCAUGUCUUGCGGCCGUGACGCGUAGUACAAGUAACGCACGACAAGGAAGAGGCUCAGUAUUAAAUUAAUAUUAGAAGAAGUGUUCACCAGGAUGUGGUCCAUCUUUACGCGUUGCCUAGAAGCACAUUAUAACCUUGCGUAUUAAGCAUAACACUUAAACAUCGCAUACCGUUUCCUGGAAGCGAUUGAUCUACUCAUCGCUGCUCCGGUUCGUCGACAGUGUCUGACAAUAUUGGCAGAUUUUUCCUUCUUGCUUCUUGAUGUAUAAGACCCUCUUCGCUUCCCAAGAAACUUUGAAUGGUGGAUGACGAAUGCCGAGGAUUACCAGGAAGCAAGGAAGUGACUCGUACUCGCCGAAGGAAGUGGAGGACAGUGUUUCGGUGGAGGAGGAACAGGAUGACCGGGAUAAUAAUCACGUACACUGUAAAUUCCAAAGUCUUGCCAGUCUGGUGGACGAUGGUUGCUGCGUUGGGACCUCGAAGGGAAGUUGGCCAGUUUCUGAUAAAGAUAAAGUAAUAAAAAGCGACAUAACGAGAAGUUAUCCUUCCGAUUUUCGUGGUGAUCAGUGCACUCUUCGUCGUAAAGACCUGUCUGGACAUGAAGAAGAUAGUAACGGAAAUGGAGAUUGUGCAAAUUGUACAUCCCCGGUGUCGAGUGUGGAAACUGGCGAUGUCGAGGAGCAAAUUGAUAAUGAACGGAUUAUGGUUCCAUCAGAUCCUUCAGAAUGGACUGCGAAUCACGUAGCCUCGUGGGUGACAUUCUGCUGUCGUGCCUUCUCUAUAAAACCGGUGCCAUCCUCUUCCUCGCUGCCCUCUAGCGGUAAGGAACUCCUGAACUUGCCGGCUGACACUUGGCAACGAAUAACUGGUGGUCGCGUCUUGGCUCGUCACCUUGGAUAUCUUCGUCUUCAGGCGACUGGUAUUUACAGUCCUGAACUCUUGCGAGAAGAGAACAUUGAUGCUGAUGAGGAGGAUGAGAUGAAAGAGAGGCUGGGCCUUCUGCAACGGACGUGCUCGCUCAUUGGCUCAACGGGAAGCAGCAGUUCAGGGGCGGUCGGAGGAGGUCAAGUACAGCUCUGGCAAUUCCUACUGGAGCUACUCUCGGAUUCGUCGAACGCUUCGUGCAUCGCCUGGGAGGGCUCCAACGGCGAGUUCAAACUCACCGACCCGGAUGAGGUAGCUCGUAGAUGGGGCGAACGCAAGAGCAAGCCUAAUAUGAACUAUGAUAAACUCUCACGAGCACUCAGGUACUACUACGACAAGAACAUCAUGACGAAGGUGCACGGAAAGCGUUAUGCUUACAAGUUUGAUUUUCAUGGACUCAUGAUAGCAUGUCAGGCCCAGGCUGGUGUCACUUUGGAUCCAAUGGGUUCACCACGUGGAACAGGUCCAUGUCAUCCGCAUCAUUCUCAUCAUCUUUAUGGAAGCGGAGGCUCUGGUGCUCCUGCACAAGAAGGAACGUUACCAUCGGUACCACCUCCGUCAGUACCUCCACCCCCACCACCACCGCCGCCUCCACCCCCUCCACCGCAUUACUGCUGGCCGUAUCAUAGAUGCUCACCACCCACCUAACGAAUAUUCCGCGCCACGGGGAUUUCAGCAGAAAACUUCACAACGACGAGAUUUUACCUGGUACACCAGGAAAUAGACCCUCGAUUACCUCCGUCGGCAUUUCAUUAUUAACAGUCUAUGCUCAACCGAAUCCUAGUCUAGUUAAAUCCAUGCCGGCGUGUCGCAACAUAGAACAUAGAACGAUGAUCGUUUGUAUGAAUUUAGAUGUCGUCCGAGAAGAGAAUAUUUUCAUUUUUGUAUUAUAUAAUUGACAAUUACGAUGGGAAAUACUUGAUGCUGAGGUAAUUAUGAUUUUUAGUUUAUCUUUAAAUGUUUAAAAAAUGAUCCCGUUCUUAAAGAAUAUUAUGAGACAGAAUUAUGUGCAUAUACAAGAACAGUUAAAUAUAUUGAGCGGACCUGUA
This is a messenger RNA of Cephus cinctus (wheat stem sawfly), 2316 nucleotides long. Its product is annotated as DNA-binding protein D-ETS-6-like. NCBI's taxonomy places the organism in Eukaryota, Metazoa, Arthropoda, Insecta, Hymenoptera, Cephidae. Gene Ontology annotation, biological process: cell differentiation; regulation of transcription by RNA polymerase II. Gene Ontology annotation, molecular function: sequence-specific DNA binding; DNA-binding transcription factor activity, RNA polymerase II-specific. Bases 656 to 1915 code for a protein of 419 amino acids. Gene Ontology annotation, cellular component: nucleus. The record is from RefSeq and is a predicted model, not a curated record. The transcript has 5 exons.